Mesorhabditis spiculigera is the source of this 79-nucleotide messenger RNA. The record is from the annotation of a GenBank genome assembly. Lineage: Eukaryota; Metazoa; Nematoda; Chromadorea; Rhabditida; Rhabditidae.
AAAGUACAACAUGUUCGCCUCUCGUGCCCUGUCCAACGCUGCCCGUACCGUCUCGGAAACGACGUACACCUAUAGCCGG